GGACGCUGAAGGAACUGGCAGGGUUUGUUCACUGGCUGACUGCUGCAGUUAGACAAAUAACUCCGUGUGCCACAGAGACUGAAAUCAUCUCAAAAUGGACCAUCAGGACCACAUGAAUUCUGGACAGAUGGGUGACUCUCAGCACUCUCUUGGGAACAACAUUGCAUCUGGUGUAGGCAACAUGACCAUCGAUGACAGCCAUCAACAAGACAUUAAGAAUGGGAGAGCAGAACAUAUGGGAAUGGAUGAUGGGCCAGUGAAAGAAGAGUUAACACCCGGAAGCCCGCCCAAGAAUGGCCGGAGCAGUGUGGCAUCAGUGGAUGGGGAGGGAGAGCGAGAGAAUGGGAAAAAGGAGAGCUCUGUCAGCUCAAGAGAGUCUCCAGUGUCUCCACAUCCACUAACGACCACUCUGGCUGAUGAUUUGGGUUCAGGGAUCACAGGUUUCGAUAGCCAGGUGAAGAGGAGUCCCUCAGAAAAGAUGACUGACCAUCAUUGUGCCAGUGGAUCUGAGGAGGAGGAGAAAGAAGAAAAUGAAACUGAGAAGUCUGAGAGAAUUGUUUCUCCUGGUGUGGAAGAUGCUCCCAAAAGUGCUAUCAACAUAAAAGAGAAUGAGGAAGAGGACAAAGUAGUUAGUGAAGAAGAGGAAGAAACUGGAGUUUCUAUCACCCCAGACUUGUCAACCCAGAAAGACAACAACAUUCAUGAUGAACAUGAAACCCCUACUCAUCUUCGCAUGACCCCAGAGGAAGCUAAAAAACGUGGCCUUUCGUUUGACUACACAGAACCUCAGGAUCCUCAUCAGGGUGGUCCUGUGGGCUGGGAAUGCAGCUCUGACAAAACACCACCAGAAAACAAGAGCCCCAACUCCUGCAGGGCAGAUCCGGGAUCACUUCUUUCUCUCAGUGCUGCUGCCGACCGUACCCAAGAGGAAUCAUCUCUAACAGACUUCCAAACAGAUGCUCAGGAGGAAGAAGAAAAAGUAGAGGUACCAGAACCUGACCAAGAAGAGGAGUUGACCACCAUUCCUCUGUCUUCCCAAGAAGUUGCUGCACCCAAGAUGGAGCCUAAGGCAGAGGAACAUAGAGAACCUGAAGAAGCAAAAGAGAUCAAGCGGGAUACAUUUUUGGAGACGAGCGAUGUUGACCACAUUGAUACAGAGAAGGUCCAGCCUGUUGACACACCCGAACCUGUUGCCGCCAAAGCCAAGGAUGCCGUUAAGCCCAGCGCCCAAGUAAUGCCCACAAAAGCACCAAGCAAAGCAACUCCUGUCAAAGCAUCUCCAGCCAAAAAAACAAAGAAACCCGUUGCUUCAGUUGCUGCUACUCCUUCCCCUAUAUCUGCUCCCAAACUUCAGAAAUCUCCCUCUAAAGAUGCUGCUCCGGCCAGAAAAUCAAGUGUCCCAUCCAAAGCCAAGGCUGGAGCAGGGGCAACUCCAGACAAAAAGGUAGAGUCGCCCAACAGUGCAGGAGCAAGAGAGUCUAGGGCCACGCCUGGAGAAGCCAAGACGAAGACAGGGGGUGCCAAACCCCAAGGAGCUGGCACUAAAGUCCCUGCUGCUUCACGGAUGGAGCAGCGAAAGACAGGACCAGGGUCCAUUGAAAGAGCUGACUCACCUAAAACCCCAGACCGAAGUGGUUGCAGCAGCCCAGCCAGUCGGUCAUCUACCCCUGGACAACAGGGGAAGAAAGUAGCAGUGGUGCGCACCCCUCCUAAAUCACCUAGUUCAUUGAGAUCUCGUGCCCCGAUUGCUCCUGUUGCACCAAUGCCUGACCUGAAGAACGUCAAGUCCAAGAUCGGCUCCACUGAAAACAUCAAACACCAGCCUGGAGGCGGGAAGGUUCAGAUAGUGCACAAAAAGAUCGACCUAAGCAACGUCCAAUCAAAGUGUGGCUCCAAGGCCAACAUUCAUCACAAACCUGGAGGUGGAAAUGUAGAGAUCAAAUCUGAGAAGUUGGACUUCAAAGCCCAGUCAAAGGUUGGAUCUCUGGAGAACAUUGGACAUGUUCCUAAGGGAGGACAGAAGAAGAUUGAGAGCCACAAGCUAAAUUUCCGAGAGCACGCCAAAGCGCGCACCGACCACGGCGCUGAGAUCGUGUGCCGGUCCCCCGACAUUUCCACGGAUGGAUCGCCCCGCCGUCUCAGCAACGUGUCUUCCUCCGACAGCAUCAACAUGACCGACUCCCCACAACUGUCCACGCUAGCUGACCAGGUGUCAGCCUCCCUCGCUAAACAAGGCCUGUGAGCCCCCAGCCCAAACGUGUUGGCAGUUGACAAAAUGAAAAAAAGUUACAAAUGUAUUUCCUUCAGUCCUUUCAAAUAAGGUGCUUGUCGGAUUUCUCCUAACUAAAGGUUGUCCCAUGCAGCGGCUUGUCUGCUUGUGAAAUAAUUUUACGCCUCCUGGCACGGAGAGACAGGUAUUGGCUUAGUAUCAUCAAAACAACAAAGAAAAAAUUUCAAUUUAAAAGGAGCUGGUGGUGUAUUGAUCCCCAAAUGGUCAUUUACAGCACUGAGUAGCCUGGUUUUGUUUUGUAACCCCGUUUUUUAAAAGAACAACAAUGUAAUUUGCUUUCAAAGCUGUAUUUGCUUCGUUGCCUUAUUGUGAAUGUUUUGAUUUACCAUAACUUAUGCACUCCUGUUUUGACGUGCAGCAGUAGGGAAGGCAAACAUGUUACAUGG
Messenger RNA from Carassius carassius (crucian carp), 2676 nucleotides. RefSeq names its product microtubule-associated protein tau-like. Gene Ontology annotation, biological process: microtubule cytoskeleton organization; neuron projection development. The transcript is spliced from 11 exons. The record is from RefSeq and is a predicted model, not a curated record. Lineage: Eukaryota; Metazoa; Chordata; Actinopteri; Cypriniformes; Cyprinidae. The coding region runs from base 95 to 2242 and encodes 715 amino acids. Gene Ontology annotation, cellular component: neuron projection. Gene Ontology annotation, molecular function: microtubule binding.